AUGAGCCGGAGCCCGCCGUUCGGGGCCCGCAGGGGCAGCUCCCCGCGGGCGGCGGGCGGCGCGCGGCGCAACGAGAGCCGGGACUGCCUGCUGCCGGACGCGGGCCCGGCGGACGACGGCGGCGCGCAGCCCCCCGCGCCGCCCGCCUGCGGCUACUACCCGCUCCACUGGGGCGCGGACAACAGGCUGACGCACCGGCGACAGACCAUCCUCCGGGAGAAGGGGCGGCGGCUGGCCACCCGCGGGCCAGCCUACAUGUUCAGUGACCGCUCCACCAGCCUGUCCGUGGAGGAGGAGCGCUUCUUAGACGCAGCCGAGUAUGGCAACAUCCCCGUGGUGAGGAAGAUGCUGGAAGAAUGCCUCUCCCUCAACGUCAACUGUAUGGAUUACAUGGGCCAGAAUGCCCUGCAGCUGGCAGUGGCCAACGAGCACCUGGAAAUCACAGAACUUCUUCUCAAGAAGGAGAAUCUCUCCCGGGUGGGGGAUGCCUUGCUUCUGGCUAUCAGCAAAGGCUACGUCAGGAUUGUGGAGGCGAUUCUGAGUCACCCCGCCUUCGCCGAAGGCAAGCGGCUGGCCAUCAGCCCCAGCCAGUCUGAGCUCCAGCUAGACGACUUCUAUGCCUACGACGAGGACGGGACACGCUUCUCGCACGACGUGACCCCAAUCAUCCUGGCCGCCCACUGCCAGGAAUACGAGAUCGUGCACACCCUCCUGCGGAAGGGGGCGCGCAUCGAGCGGCCCCACGACUACUUCUGCAAGUGUGGCGAAUGUAACCAGAAGCAGAAGCAUGACUCCUUCAGCCACUCCAGGUCACGGAUCAACGCCUACAAGGGCCUGGCCAGUCCUGCGUACCUGUCGUUGUCCAGCGAAGACCCGGUGAUGACGGCAUUAGAACUCAGCAAUGAGCUCGCCGUACUGGCCAACAUCGAGAAAGAAUUCAAGAAUGACUAUAAGAAGCUGUCAAUGCAGUGCAAGGAUUUCGUUGUUGGGCUCUUGGAUCUGUGCAGAAACACCGAGGAAGUAGAGGCCAUCCUGAACGGAGAUGUCGAAGGGUGCCCGGGCAGCCGAGACCACGGUCGGCCUAACCUCAGCCGCUUAAAACUUGCCAUUAAAUAUGAAGUUAAAAAAUUUGUGGCUCAUCCAAACUGCCAGCAGCAGCUCCUCUCCAUCUGGUACGAGAACCUUUCCGGGCUGCGGCAACAGACCAUGGCGGUCAAGUUCCUCGUGGUUCUCGCCGUUGCUGUCGGGCUGCCCUUCCUGGCCCUCGUUUACUGGUUCGCUCCUUGCAGUAAGAUGGGCAAGAUCAUGCGUGGACCUUUCAUGAAGUUUGUGGCACACGCCGCCUCCUUCACCAUCUUCCUGGGACUGCUGGUCAUGAACGCAGCGGACAGGUUUGAAGGCACCAAACUCCUUCCCAAUGAAACCAGCACCGACAACGCCAAGCAGCUGUUCCGGAUGAAAACCUCCUGCUUCUCAUGGAUGGAGAUGCUCAUCAUGUCCUGGGUAGUAGGCAUGAUAUGGGCUGAAUGUAAAGAAAUCUGGACUCAAGGGCCGAAGGAAUACUUGUUUGAGUUGUGGAAUAUGCUUGAUUUUGGCAUGCUAGCAAUCUUUGCAGCAUCAUUCAUUGCGAGAUUCAUGGCAUUCUGGCAUGCGUCCAAAGCUCAGAGCAUCAUAGACGCCAACGACACGUUAAAGGACUUGACCAAAGUUGCCCUGGGAGACAAUGUGAAAUACUACAACUUGGCCAGAAUAAAGUGGGACCCCUCUGAUCCUCAAAUUAUAUCUGAAGGCCUUUAUGCAAUUGCUGUGGUUUUAAGUUUCUCAAGAAUAGCUUAUAUUUUACCAGCAAAUGAAAGCUUUGGCCCUCUGCAGAUAUCACUUGGAAGAACAGUAAAAGACAUCUUUAAGUUCAUGGUCAUAUUCAUCAUGGUGUUCGUAGCCUUUAUGAUCGGAAUGUUCAACCUCUACUCCUACUACAUCGGUGCAAAAGAAAAUGAAGCCUUCACAACAGUCGAGGAGAGUUUUAAAACACUGUUCUGGGCCAUAUUUGGACUUUCUGAAGUGAAAUCAGUGGUCAUCAAAAAUAAUCACAAAUUCAUUGAAAACAUCGGUUAUGUUCUCUACGGCGUCUAUAAUGUUACAAUGGUCAUUGUGUUGCUGAAUAUGUUAAUCGCAAUGAUCAACAGCUCCUUCCAGGAAAUUGAGGAUGACGCCGAUGUGGAAUGGAAAUUUGCAAGGGCCAAGCUCUGGUUUUCCUACUUUGAGGAGGGAAGAACUCUUCCUGUUCCCUUCAACCUGGUGCCGAGUCCAAAGUCCUUGUUUUAUCUCUUACUGAGGCUUAAAAAGGGCAUUUCUGAGCUGUUCCAGGGCCAUAAAAAAGGUUUCCAAGAAGAUGCAGAGAUGAACAAGAGAAAUGAAGAAAGGAAAUUUGGAAUUUUGGGAAGUCAAGAAGAUCUUUCAAAAUUAUCACUUGACAAAAAACAGCUUGCACACAGCAAACAAUCAAGUAUAAGGAGCUCAGAAGAUUUCCAAUUAAACAGUUUCAACAAUCCUCCAAGACAGUAUCAGAAAAUAAUGAAGAGGCUCAUUAAAAGAUACGUGCUAAAAGCCCAGAUCGAUAAAGAGAGUGACGAGGUCAACGAAGGGGAACUGAAGGAGAUUAAACAGGACAUCUCAAGCCUCCGUUAUGAACUCCUUGAAGAAAAAACGCAGAAUUCAGAAGACCUAGCAGAACUUAUUAGAAAACUUGGGGAGAAAUUAUCAGUGGAACCAAAUCAAGAGGAAAGCAAUAGAUAAUGCUGACUCCCUUUAAAAAUUCAUAUUUAUUUGUCCACUUGAAGCCAUAUUAUUUUUCCAAUUUAUUUUUUUAAGUGCCAGUGUGACCACCUUUUAAACGAGAAAAUUCAAAGAUAACUUGAAUCACCCUAUUCUCUGGGACCCUGAUGUUUAAAUUCUUGGUGAUUAAAUAUCAUUAAGUUGAAAGCUACAGAUUAUGGCGAAAGUUGAGCCCAGCUGUGGUGCUUGUUUUGUAAACUUUCUUGGGUA
This is a messenger RNA of Talpa occidentalis (Iberian mole), 3045 nucleotides long. RefSeq names its product transient receptor potential cation channel subfamily C member 6 (gene TRPC6). The record is from RefSeq and is a predicted model, not a curated record. Bases 1 to 2796 code for a protein of 931 amino acids. Gene Ontology annotation, molecular function: inositol 1,4,5 trisphosphate binding; store-operated calcium channel activity; protein binding. Lineage: Eukaryota; Metazoa; Chordata; Mammalia; Eulipotyphla; Talpidae. The transcript has 13 exons. Gene Ontology annotation, biological process: regulation of cytosolic calcium ion concentration; manganese ion transport; calcium ion transmembrane transport. Gene Ontology annotation, cellular component: membrane; cation channel complex.